This is a messenger RNA of Peronospora matthiolae, 360 nucleotides long. The record is from the annotation of a GenBank genome assembly. NCBI's taxonomy places the organism in Eukaryota, Oomycota, Peronosporomycetes, Peronosporales, Peronosporaceae.
AUGGUAUUGGUGACCACGGACACGUUCUUGGACAAGGUGGCCGCGUUCUACGCCGAGGCGCACGACGUCCAGGGCUCUGUAGCCAUCUCGUGCAAGAGCGUGCCAGUGACCAAAGUGAACGGGAAGGAGCAGCAGAAGAUCCGGAAGCUCACGGUGGAAGACGGCGAGCACGUGCUGCUGUUCCGAGCUUGUAAGUAUGGCAACAACAAGCACAAGAAGAAAUACAGCACCGUGGUGACAGCUGUGCAUCACGCGUCGUUCCACGCGUCACUGAGCCAAAUUGUCAAGACAAAGGUGGACGCGGGUGGUAAGAGUUCCGGGAAGCGGGUGGUGGCCAAGGUGAAGAAGACGACGCAAUAG